GCAACGGCUACUUUGCAUAUCCUGUUUGAGUGACUCAGAUUAUGACGGUCUUCGGGAGAGGAGGCUAGCUGAGCUGAGCCGCAUUGAUGCUCGGUCUGUUGGGACAAAACCAGAAGCAAGAACAGGAAAAGGCUGAUAUCCAGUGAUGGACGGGUUUGCGGGGGACAUGCUGAGCGGCGGCCGGGCUCUGCUCGGCGAGGACAGCUCGGUGAUGGCUCGCAUGCAGAAGAAGUUCUGGAAGACCAAGCAGGUCCUCAUCAAAGCCACGGGCAAGAAGGAGGACGAGUACGUGGUGGCCUCAGACGCCGACCUGGACGCCAAGCUGGAGUUUUUCCGCUCGGUUCAGUCCACGUGCACGGAGCUGCUGAAGGUGAUCGAGAAGUAUCAGCAAAGGAUCACACGCUUGUCUCAAGAGGAGAACGAGCUCGGCCUGUUCCUGCGCUUCCAGGGCGAACACGAUCGCACGAAGGCCGGGAACAUGAUGGACGCCACCAGCAAGGCCCUGUGCACCUCCGCCAAGCAGAGGAUGGCUCUGUGCCCGCCACUGCACCGCUUGCACCAGGAAGUGGAGACGUUCAGGCGGCGCGCCAUCGCUGACACGCUGCUGACAGUCACCCGUAUGGAGAAGGCCCGCACCGAGUACAGAGGAGCUCUGCUCUGGAUGAAGGACGUCUCCCAAGAACUGGACCCCGACACCUACAAACAGCUGGAGAAGUUCCGCAAGGUCCAAGCCCAGGUCAGAGGGACGAAGGGCCAGUUUGAGAAGCUGAAGAACGAUGUGUGUCAGAAGGUGGACAUGCUGGGAGCGAGCCGCUGCAACAUGCUGUCACACUCCCUCUGCACCUACCAGACCACUCUGCUGCAGUUCUGGGAGAAGACGGCCCACGCCAUGUCAGGGAUCCAAGAGGCCUUCCAGGGACACGUACCGUACCAGUUCACCACACUCAAGGACCUGCGAGACCCACUGGAGGAAUUAACAGACUUACAGAAACAAGAGGAUAAGAAGGAGAAGGCUCUACAGAGCCACACAGACAAUCUGGUGUCCUUGGAUGACGACAAGCCAUCAGGAAGUAACCCUGACGCAGACGCCGCCCACAGCAGUGAUGGGCCGAGCCAAACCAACGACAGUGCGCACCAAAACACUCCCAAACCAGCUCCAGCCCUCGGCGACCUCAGAGGACUGUCGGCGUGCUCCGAUGACGACCUGAUGCUCAUGGCCUGUAAGCUCCCAGCCCCCGCCGACUCUCCUCUCCGGCCCCAGCUCCUGCCCCCUCAGCCUGAUGAGCCCUGGGGCUUCGGAAGCUUCCAGUCCGGCUUCUCGCAGCCGCCUGCCUCCGGUGGUCCGUCUCACACAGCCGGGAUAGGGCUGGGACCAGAGGAGGAGGACGGGGAACGAGGUGACAUGGCUUUCCUCAAAGACCUCCUGAGCCCGGGCCCAGGCGCCAGCGACGAGUUCAGCAGGGAGUGGCAGGACGCGUUCGGGCUGUUCGAACCUCCCAGCGCCCCUCCUUCCAGCGCGGGAACAGAAAUUAGCGGGCCGGCGGCGGCGCGUCCACCCUCGAACCCCCCCAGCCCCACAGGCUUCCUGCCCUCGCAUCUGCUUGAUCACAGUCUGAGCUCGACAGGCUGGGCAACCCCGCCCAUGUUCCAGGCUCCACCCCUGCAGCCUCCUCCUGGUCAGAGCCAAUCAGCUCAGCCGGCUUCAAGUUCAGCAGUUAACGCUGCUCCAGCCGGGUCCAAAGACAUGUCCGCCUGGUUCAACCUGUUCGCAGACCUGGACCCCCUCUCCAACCCCGACGCCAUUGGACGCUCUGCAGACGAGCUACUCAAUGCCUAACGCGCCGUUUGUGUGUGUUUUUUGUGAGUGUGUGUGUGUGUCUGUGUGCAGCGGUGUAUCAAUACUCUCAAAGGAUCCGGAUGUCAGCACGUUGCCAUGUCAACAGCCAAGUAAAAGAAACACACACACAGACAGACAUUGAUGCACACACAUUUCUGUCAGGAGACGAGAGCAUAUCCACAAUCGCGUUUGUGUGUGUGUGUGUGUUACACUAGGAAUUGAAACACUCAGCUGACUCUGCAGCUCCUUACAUGACUGUUAACACAUGAAGACACUGACUCGUAUGCACACAUUAAACUCCAUGCGUUACCUUUCACUAUCAGUCGGUGCAGAAGAUGUUUGUGUUACAGGUUUAUUCUGGACGCUGUUGUGUUUUUGUUUUUUUUGUUUUUUUUUCUGUUUAAUCAUGUUUGCUUUGUCUGGGUGUGUCAGUUUGCUAAGUGUGCACACGACAAGGGACUCUGUAUGUAAAAAAAAUAUCUCUAUUUACUGCUUAACGUCGUUUCUACAUGGUAGCACAUGAUUGUCACAUUUUAAUGAAGAAUAUAUAUAUAUAUAUAUAAAUAAAUCUAUCUACAGGA
Acanthopagrus latus (yellowfin seabream) is the source of this 2418-nucleotide messenger RNA. RefSeq names its product islet cell autoantigen 1-like (gene ical1). Lineage: Eukaryota; Metazoa; Chordata; Actinopteri; Spariformes; Sparidae. Gene Ontology annotation, biological process: regulation of transport. Bases 146 to 1837 code for a protein of 563 amino acids. The transcript has 15 exons. The record is from RefSeq and is a predicted model, not a curated record. Gene Ontology annotation, molecular function: protein domain specific binding. Gene Ontology annotation, cellular component: Golgi apparatus.